Messenger RNA from Monoraphidium neglectum, 411 nucleotides. RefSeq lists its product as hypothetical. Lineage: Eukaryota; Viridiplantae; Chlorophyta; Chlorophyceae; Sphaeropleales; Selenastraceae. Bases 1 to 411 code for a protein of 136 amino acids. The transcript has 2 exons. The record is from RefSeq and is a predicted model, not a curated record.
AUGGCGAACGCUGAGGGCUACUACGACGAUGGGUUUGCAUAUGGCGACCAGUCCGGCGCCCACGACAUCUCCUACACGGGCAGCAGUAUGCCUUACGGCGGCGGCAAGCGCAAGGCCCAGGACGACGACAACGGCCUGCCCUAUGCACCCGCCGCGAAGAAGGACACCGCACUGCAGGCCAGCAGCGCUGUCAACGUAGGCGGCGGCGGCGGAUACACCGGCGCGGCCCGCGGAUGGGGUGACGAGGUCAAGUCGCCUGCGGCGGCGCAGCAGGCCGGCGCAACGAUGCCGGCGCCCCUCUGCCAGUGCGGGGAGCCGGCGCAGGGUGUAACCUCCAAGGUGCCCCAGCAGCUCACCAUGAGCGCUCCAGCUGCUCUUUGCAUUUGCAUGACACAGCAACAUCGUGCAUAG